Solanum stenotomum is the source of this 927-nucleotide messenger RNA. RefSeq names its product AT-rich interactive domain-containing protein 6-like. Gene Ontology annotation, molecular function: DNA binding. The coding region runs from base 1 to 927 and encodes 308 amino acids. Gene Ontology annotation, cellular component: nucleus. NCBI's taxonomy places the organism in Eukaryota, Viridiplantae, Streptophyta, Magnoliopsida, Solanales, Solanaceae. The record is from RefSeq and is a predicted model, not a curated record. Gene Ontology annotation, biological process: regulation of transcription by RNA polymerase II. The transcript has 8 exons.
AUGGAUAAGGGUGAUGUAGAGAUGUUGGACGCUGAAAAGAAUGUCCAUGCUAGUGAUGUCCUUUUGUCCAAUGAGUCACCGGUCGAGUACAAAAACGGUGUUAAGACUGGCAAAAUUAAUGCUGAGGAAAAGACAAAUUAUCAGAGUGAUUCAAAGGGAGAAAACUUGAAGGAUGAUAAAAGUGAGACAGAGGACCAGCUCAACUCUAACAGUCCGCCAGAGGCACACGACAAUGUUGUUCUAGAGAACGAAACACCUACUAUUGAUGCUGGACGGAUGAUAUGGUCUUACGAGUUUCCAAAAGUGAAACUAGAAGUUACUGAUUCUUUGAUUGGAAAAAUGCCAGAACCAGUUAGUCCAAUGUUUCAGAUCAAUCCUUCAACUGCAAAUGUUGGACAUCAUAGUGGGGAAGCAUCUGAGAAUACUUCUGCAAUAAUGGCUGAUGGUGAGGAUGAUGAAGGCUCCCUUAAGGAUCGAGCUGCCUUUUUAGGAAAACUAGUAACGGUUUACCAGGAGAAGGCGAUGGAAUUUAAACCACCUAGGUUAUGGAGAUCUGUGAUCAGAUUAGGUGGCUAUGAUCGGUUGCUUCUACAAUAUGAAAGGCAUAUGAUACAAAACGGAGAGCUUCAACUUCCUAUUGCUCUUCCUCCUAGUUCUUCGGGUGUUGACAAUGAGGGAAGUGGUUACCAAAUUUCUGCAUCAGGAAGGGCAGUAAAAGAUUCAGCUAUUCGUUGUAGGUUAGGCAAGCAGGAGCAAUACCUUUUUGGUUAUGGUGAGGUUGCUGAGCCAAUGGUAAAGGAAAGGAAUGCCAACAAUAUGCCAAAGCGUGCAAAGAGCCUCAAAAAUACUGGUUCUCUUAAGCACCAUGGACAAAAUGAAGUGGAGCACCCAAUAAAAGCUGUAGAAACUGAAACAUCUAAGCAGUAA